GGCAAACCGUAAAAUUCCCCAGGAGUAGAAAGCAUUUUUAACUCUCUCAUUCAAUAGUUUAGUCCAUCUUCGUUGACCAUGUCCAAACUCAUUAAUUUGCAUUCUUCUUUCACUUUCAUGAGAAACCAUAAAGAUUCUUAUCAAGAACAGUACUUCUUAUCUUCUAAACUCAGAUUCAAAUCAUUCAAAGCUAGCGUUGUUGUCAAAAUCAUGCCCGACAAUUUCGAUCGCCAAAGCCAUCUGAAAGCCUUCGACGAAACAAAAGCCGGUGUUAAGGGACUUUUCGAUUCCGGGAUCAAGAAAAUUCCUCCAAUCUUUGUCCAUCAUGAUCACCAAAAUGCUGAUCAUAAUCUGGUCAAACAAGUCAACGGGAAGGAGAAGGUUCCGGCCAUUGAUUUGAUGAUGGAUGCGACGAAUGAUCAUAUCAACCAUUCUGAUAUUGUGAAUCAAGUUCGAGAAGCUUGCGAAAACUGGGGAUUUUUCCAAGUCAUUAAUCAUGGAAUUCCUACCAGCGUUCUUGAGGACAUGUUACAUGGGAUACGAUUGUUUCAUGAGCAAGAUCAUGUGGCGAAAAGCGAAUUAUACAGUCGGGAUGUGGCGAGGAAGGUUUUGUAUCAUAGUAAUAUUGAUCUUUACUAUUCGAAAGCAGCUGUCUGGAAAGACACGAUUACUUUCAACAUGGAGCCUUCUCCACCACAGCCUGAAGAAAUUCCCAUCAUUUGCAGGAAUGCUUUGAUUGAGUACGGAAAAUGUGUGAUGGAAUUGGCUGUUGACCUGUUAAGGUUGAUCUCAGAGGCUUUAGGACUGAAUCCUCGCUACUUGCAAGAUUUAGAAUGUGGUGAAGGUCAUGUAAUGAAGGGACACUAUUAUCCACCUUGUCCUGAACCAGAGUUGACUUUUGGUACCGCUGACCAUACGGAUAAUACUUUCCUCACCAUACUCCUCCAAGAUCAAAUUGGUGGUCUUCAAGUGUUGCAUAAUAGUCAAUGGAUUGAUGUCCCUCCGUUGCCCGGAGCUCUAGUCAUCAACUUGGGAGAUAUGCUUCAGAUUGUGACAAAUGAUAAGUUCAAAAGUGUUCAUCACAGAGUACUUGCAAAUAAAAUUGGCCCCAGAAUCUCAGUUGCAAGUUUUUUUAGGCCACGAUAUGGGGGUGGUUUUGAGCCGAGAUCUUAUGGGCCAAUCAAGGAUUUGUUGUCUGAAGCAAAUCCAGCGGUGUAUAGAGACACCACGAUUGCAGAAUACACAGCCCAGUUCUUGAAGGAAAGUAUGGAUGGAAGCGCUGCAUUGGCACAUUUCAAGCUGUGAAACAGAAUGUAUUUUCACAUGGUGUUUUCGUUUUUGUUUCCGUUUUAAUUCUAAUUUUGAAUCAGUAUAUUAUUCUCUCCUCUUAUGCUUUACAGUACUCUCUAUGCCUGAACUUAUUAUCUACUCCCUCCAUUCACAAAUAGAUGUCGUUGGAGGAAAACUCAAAUAUUCCAAAAUAGAUGUCGUUCUCACAAAUCGAGGCAUAUUUUGUCAAUUUUUUCUAAUAUCACCC
Oldenlandia corymbosa var. corymbosa is the source of this 1537-nucleotide messenger RNA. The record is from the annotation of a GenBank genome assembly. Lineage: Eukaryota; Viridiplantae; Streptophyta; Magnoliopsida; Gentianales; Rubiaceae.